Naumovozyma dairenensis CBS 421 is the source of this 1359-nucleotide messenger RNA. RefSeq names its product choline-phosphate cytidylyltransferase (gene PCT1). The transcript has a single exon. Gene Ontology annotation, biological process: CDP-choline pathway. Bases 1 to 1359 code for a protein of 452 amino acids. Gene Ontology annotation, molecular function: choline-phosphate cytidylyltransferase activity; phosphatidylcholine binding. The record is from RefSeq and is a predicted model, not a curated record. Lineage: Eukaryota; Fungi; Ascomycota; Saccharomycetes; Saccharomycetales; Saccharomycetaceae. Gene Ontology annotation, cellular component: nuclear envelope.
AUGGCCAAAGAAUCUAGAACAUCGUCUUUGAAGAAAAGUACUCUCCUACAACUUCAUUUGACUAAACUUUUUCAAAAAACACGUAAGAGAAAGCACGAAUCUGAUACUGAUGAUCAAGAACAAUUAUCCACUCCGGAGUUAAGAUCUCAUGAUAAUGAGCAUGCCCAUAAUCAUAGUCACAAUAACCAUAAUCAUAACGGCCAAGACCGCAGCGACAGUGGCAAUGUUGACGAUAGUUCUGAUGACCAUAGUAGCACAGUAUCGACCACACCAAACAGAAAGAGACGUCGUUUAUCUAACACUACAACAGAAAAGGAUCAAGAUUUAAUAAUGUUUGAAAAGAGAGAAAAUGAAUUGGAUGCAAAAUUACCUGAAGAAUUAAGAAAAUAUAGACCAAAGGGGUUCCCAUUCAAUUUACCACCUAAGGAUCGCCCCAUUAGGAUAUAUGCAGAUGGUGUUUUCGAUUUAUUCCACUUAGGUCACAUGAAACAAUUAGAACAAUGUAAAAAGGCAUUACCUAAUGUCACUUUGAUUUGUGGUAUCCCAAGUGAUGAAGUGACACAUAAAUUAAAAGGGUUGACUGUUUUGACUGAUAAGCAACGUUGUGAAACUUUAAAACAUUGUAGAUGGGUAGAUGAGGUUAUUGAAGAUGCUCCUUGGUGUGUUACUCCAGAGUUUUUAGAAAAACAUAACAUCGAUUAUGUAGCACAUGAUGAUAUUCCUUAUGCAAGUGCAGGAAGCGAUGACGUUUAUAAACCUAUAAAGCAAGCGGGGAAAUUUUUGGUUACUCAAAGAACUAAUGGUAUCUCGACAAGUGAUAUCAUUACUAAAAUUAUUAGAGACUAUGAUAAGUAUCUGAUGAGAAAUUUCGCUAGAGGUGCUACUAGACAAGAAUUGAAUGUCUCAUGGCUUAAAAAAAAUGAAUUGGAGUUUAAGAAACAUAUCAAAGAUUUUAGAUCUUAUUUUAAGAAGAACCAAGAGAACUUAAAUAAUUCUUCAAGAGAUCUUUACUUUGAAGUCAGAGAAAUUCUUUUAAGGAAAACUCUAGGUAACAAACUUUAUAUGAAAUUAGUCGGCAAUAGUGAAAAUCUUGAUGAUAUCGUAAAUGGAUCUGUUAAAGGUAUUGCUGCAAAAUCAAGGAAAUUGUUGAGAGCAAGAUCGCCUGCCAGUGAAUUUGCCAGUGAAUAUACGGGUCCAAAUUUAGAAGAAGAAAAUCAUGAUAAUCCUUUUGACCCCGCUGAUGCUGUUGAAGGCACUGAAGAUGAGGGUGACGAAGAUGAUGACGAAGAAGAAGAAGAAGAAGAAGAAUAUUAUGAUUCUAAUGAAGAUGAACCCGAAGAUAAGAAAUUAAAGAAAUAG